Molecule: messenger RNA, 4878 nt
Organism: Eriocheir sinensis (Chinese mitten crab)
Lineage: Eukaryota; Metazoa; Arthropoda; Malacostraca; Decapoda; Varunidae
Gene: Nup133
Product: nuclear pore complex protein Nup133-like
Exons: 20
Coding region: 178-3663 (1161 amino acids)
Biological process (GO): protein import into nucleus; transcription-dependent tethering of RNA polymerase II gene DNA at nuclear periphery; poly(A)+ mRNA export from nucleus
Cellular component (GO): nuclear pore outer ring
Molecular function (GO): structural constituent of nuclear pore; protein binding
Source: RefSeq, a predicted model, not a curated record
UCCCAAGCCACCUGUGACAUCAAGUUCGGGAUCAAGACCAGGCGUGAGGGAUCUGGCGGGCGGGUGAAAGACUAUACUUUUUUUCCGCGUGUUUCCGUGCUGAGUGCUGCGUGGUGCUGCUGAGGGGGUCCAGGAGCCGCCAGGGAGUCAGCACAAACCCCGGGCCCUGCGAGCACCAUGUUCACCCCAUCAUCAGAGCGAGGGGGUGUGGGGGUGGGGGUGACACCGCCGCCCCCCACCACCCCCGCCAGCUACUCCUCCGCCAGUGCCCGUGUGGCUGCCGCUCGGAGACGCAGCGGCCUGUUCACCACCCCUGGGGCACGCCGCUCACCCUUCGGCACACCAGGGCGUUCCACCCCCCUGAACCGCUCCCUGCAGACAUCCCAGCUGGUGGAGACGAGCGGCCAGUACGCUAUGGAGUCCUAUGGCUCGUCUCUGCCCACGCUGGUCAUGGAGGCGCUCAACUUUGCCGAUCGCAAUGUGGAGAUCUCUGCCGUGCUGUCCGAGGAGGGCUGGGCAUGGCUGGUGUGUGGCCGGCGUCUGUUAGUGUGGCGGUACAGACAGGAGGAGAGUCGCCCACGAUUGGUUAAUCAUCAGUUCCGUGAGCUGACCUUGCCACCCUCGGACCUGGCUCACCGCGCUCAGCUGGUGGUCGUUUAUACACCUACGGAAGGACAGGUCCCUUCUUGCAUAGCAGCGUCCCCCGAGGGCUUCGUUCGCUACUGGGCCACCAUUACCCACGAGGCGUCCUACUGUGAAGUGAGCACGGAGCUACAGGGACAGGAGUGCGAGAGCCUGGUGUCACUGGGGGCUGGUCUGGGCUGCCUCCUGGCCACCACCACCUCCACCACCCUCUUGCUGCAGCCUUCGGGGGGUCUCGGAGGUGGCCAGACCAUCAAUGUGCGACACCUCAAGGCUCCGGCGGGUCUCCUUGGGGGCAUAUCGCGACGGGUCUCAUCCCUUAUGUUCGGGUCUAUGCCAACGCAGGCCCCUGAAGCGAGGCUGGUACGGGCGGUGGGUGUGCCGGGCGCCCAGGGGGAGGAGCGGGCGGUGCUGGUGCUCUCGGCCAACAGCCUCCAGAAAUGGUACCUCGCCCCGGGCCAGUCCGACCGCCUGGUGUACGAAUGCAAUGUUGAGAAGCACAUCAGGGAGAGCUUCGUUGACCAUGUCUGGGGGCGGGAGCGUGCAGGCGCCACACAGCUGCGGGUGUGGCUGGUGGACAUGCAGCCGGCAGCGGGCGGCACGGCGGUCAUGAUUCUCACUGCAGCAGUCAACCCCCAAGUAUCCCAGCAGCUUGUCUAUGCCCUGGCCACCAUGGAGACAGGUGGCAGCACUCCCCCGUCAUCGGUGAGCAACUUCUCGGUGCUGAAACACUCCGAGUACUACCAGGACUCAGCGGAGAACGUGCUCCUGGCCCAGCGGUUCCUCCUGUGCGGCACCACGGCCUACAUCUACAACAAGAACACUGUGCUCUGCGUGUCAGCAGUGGGUGAGGGGGACAGCGGUGACCGGGUGGAGUUCUCGGGUGCCAGCGACAGCAUCUUGGGUGUGGGCCGCUCCCAGAGGCUACCGCUCUUCUUCUCGGCCAACCACGGCAUUGUGUCCAUCACCCCCACCGCUGCCAAUACCAGUGCUAUAGGGGGUCUGAUCAAUGAGAGCCUGAUGGAGGAGGGGGCGUCCCGGAUGGCGGAGGGGCUGAACCUGACCAUGGGGAGCCUGGCAGAGGGUGGGGCAGACCAGGACAAGGCCACCAGACUCCAGGCGGCCUUCCUCCACUACAACAAGGGCAAUGUAGCGCAGUCACAGCUGUUACUCGACGACCUGUUCCCGGGCUCAGACACCUCACAGUUGGACUCCGCCGUGCUGCAGCUGUCCAUCGCCCUGCUAGACGACUCCCCGGCCACAGAUCCACGCUGGGCCGAGGCGCUCAAGGGGUCGGCAGGAGGGACGAUCGCGCCAACCUCACUCAUCGUCCUCAACCAACUGAGAGACAAGACCACGGCACAUCAGUACUUUAUUAACUUCCUCCAGCAGAUGGGGUUGUGGCAGCAGCUGAGUGCCGGCGUAGUGAAGGACACACGCGUAGCCACCAAGACGUGCCUCGCCGAGCAUGGCCAGCGCCUCGCCUUCGCCACAGCCCUCCGCAAUCUCCACAACGAACACCAGGACCUCGUGGACUCGGCAAUCAAGCAUGUUGUGGCGGAGCGCGGUGAGGUCCCCAAGAACAAGCUGACGUAUGCCGAUCUGUUCUACCGCCGUGUUAGCCAAGUGGAGGACAUCAUCGCCGGGGUUCUGAGGGCCCAGGAGGAGGUCCUCUCCGCUGAUGUAGCUCCACGUGAUGCCGUCGCUACCAUCCACUCCGUCAACAAGCUCCUCCUGGCCCUUCUCCACACCGCCCGGGCCCCCUCCCCCACCGUGCCCGCCUCCACCACCACCACUGACCAGCCCCUUGAACAUGUACCCUGGACCGCUGCGAGAGGGGCUAAGGGAACUCGCACUCUCCUCCUACAGCAACACCAGACCACCGUACAGGUUGGGCUGGUGAGGGCCGAGGACAGCACCACAAGGUCCAGACUGUACGGCCAACUUGUGGACUUGGCCGACUUCAUCCUGGGCGACUACCAGCCUCACCUGCAGUCCCUGGCCGCCCUGCCCCUGGCCCACGACGCCCACCAGGCCCUGCUCAAGGAGUACCGACGCGACCGAUACAACCUCAUCGCACCCUUAGUGGAGGGUGAGCAGUACGACCAGGCGGUGAGUCUGGCGGAGAAGUACUGUGACUUCCGCACCUUAGUGGAGGUGUGUGACCGCACCAACAACCAGGAGCGACUCACCCAGUAUAUGAACAUGUUUGGCUCGGAGGGCUUCUCAGACUUCGUGUUCCGCUGGUACCUUGAGACCGGAAAGCGUGGCAAGCUGCUGAGCCAGGGCGCAGGGCAGCAGGGCGGGGAGCUGGCCAGGUUCCUGCAAGACUACAGCUCCCUGGCGUGGCUGCACCAAAUCAACACACAAGACUUCUCCUCGGCACACUCCACCCUCAGACACCUCGCCCAGGAAGAGACAACCUACCUUAGCCGCAAGAAGACACUCCUAAGCCUAAGCAAGCUGUGUUCGCUGGUGUCGGGGGGUGACGGUGGUGGCGGGGGAGACACCACCACGGGCAGCCUGGCGUUGGAGGACGACUCGCUCAGCUUGGAGGAGGAGCUGAUUCACUACCAGGAGCAGCUGCCGGAGUCGGUCCUCUCGGCGCACUUCCUUGACCCUGACACCAUGAGGGUUUUGUCCCCCACCGAGCUGGUCCAUAUGUACACUAGCGAAGACAACAUCAGCGCCAACGAGUUCGACUUCAAGAAAGCACUGGACUUGCUCUCGUUCGUGGGUGAGGAAGAGUCGGAGGAGCUGAGGCGGCUGAUAUGGGUUCGGGCGCUUCAGAAGAACACCUGGGAGCACUUGGACACAGACAACCCCCUUCAGGCUCUCAGUGACACCAUCUUCUUCAGGACGGUGGAGUUGGCUUUCACGCAGGGCUGUGAGGUGCGGGAGCUGCUGGUGCCCGUGGAGGAGAUGUUGGCGUGUGAGGAGCUGGAGAAGCUGUGUCAGGAUGCAAACUUUACCUUCUUGCUGCGCGCUGGAUACGAGCACAUCGACAAGCUGCUGGGAUGAGGCUAAAGAGGCUGGCUUGUGAGGAAGGGGGGGGUAGGGGAGGAAGAAGGGAAGGUUAGCUUGUUCAUGUCUAUUCUUACUCCUCAUUUUUCUCUACUUUUUUUUACUUUUUCUUUAUAUAUUUUUUUUCUGCGAUGAAUUUUCUUUACUUUUUUUUUAACUUUUCCCUUUUUUUUAUAGUUUGUUCUUGUCUGUCUUUAUUUUCAUUUGUACUUUAAUUUUUCUUUCUUUUUAAUCUCGUUUUUCCUUUUUCUUUCUCUCCAAUGAAUUUUCUUUACUUUUUUAAAUUUUCCUUUUUUAUAUAGUUUGUUCUUGUCUGUCUUUAUUUUCAUUUUUAUUCUUCAUUUUCUUUUCCUCUUUUUAACUUUUCCUAUAUUUUCUUUUUCUUCUCCUAUGAAUUUUCUUUACUUUUUAACUUUUCCAAUGUUUUCUUUUUCUUCUAUGAAUUUUCUUUACUUAUUUUAACUUCCUAUAUUUUCUUUUUCUUCUAUGAAUUUUCUUUACUUUUUUUUACUUUUCCUUCAUUUUCUUUUUCUUUUUCCUCAUUUUCUCUUUGGGUUUGAUUUCCUUGUCUUGUUCCUGACUCCAUUUUCUUUGUGUUGUGUGUUUUCUUUCCCUAUUAUAAUAUUAAUCACUUUUCUGGACCAAUUUUCUUUUAUUAUCAUUUUUUUCAUGAAUUUUUGCCGUUUCUGGACAAAUAUCAAUGUCACAUGUAGGCCUAUCUCAACCUCUUUUUCUGCCUAUCCAUUUUCAUAUUCAUUUAUCUUAUUCUUUCCAGUUUUUGCACUUUUUUUUUGAUGAAUAAUACUUUGAUUACUCUCAUUUUUCUCAUUUAUUUAUUAUUUUUUAUUCAUAUUUUUAUUUUCUGUGCCAGUACUUUGUUGUUCUUUAUUACUCUCAUUCUCUUCAUUCAUUUAUUAUUUUUUUUAUACACGUUUUUAUAUUGUGUCCGUAUACUUCCUGUUUUCCUGACACAUCUGCAAAUCUUGAAGUCACUACCACGUUCAACACAUUAACAAGAGAAACAUAUGCAUAAGUUACUUUAAUAUGUCUACUGAUGCAUACCUGAGAGAGUGCAACUAAUUUUUACCUUACUGUCGCUAUUCUCCAUGGUUCAAAUAGGCGUGUUUUGUGUACAUGGCCUCCUGUGACCACUAAUAAAUGUAAUGUGUAAUUUAUAAUGAACUUGUUUGUAUAAUAAAACUCUUUAAAGAU